AUAAUUUCUUUAUUAUCUAUGAAUUUAAGACGUAACAAACGGCUGUAACUUCUGAAGAAUAAAUAGCUGUUAUUUUAUUAUGUUUCCUAAAACCGUUCAUAGUUUCUAGCUUGUUGUUGACGUAUACUGAAUACCGAAAUUCUAACCACAAACCUCAACCUCAACGGCCAUUUUUCAUUUUGGAAUUUGUCCGUCUGAUAAACUCUUCUACACCAUCGGCAUUUCCGAGUUUCUGAUUCAUCAGUAUUCUUUAGUCAUUACUCUGUGCACAGUUAUCAUCUCAACACAAGACAUCUCACUGGUCAGUAAUCUGCUAUUUUUUUCGUUUUAUUGUAUAAGUUCUUUUAUUUGUCUCCACUGUACCGUCCGUUAGGCCUACCGGCGGUCACUUGUUUUACAUGUUCAUUUGCACGAUACUAACUUCGUUUCAAAUAAUCAUCAGAAAAAUCAUGGGCAACCCAAAUGAAGAACGUACAUUCAUUAUGAUCAAGCCCGAUGGCGUGCAACGUGGUUUGGUUGCAAAAAUCAUCAAACGGUUUGAGACAAAAGGAUUCAAAUUGGUGGCCAUGAAGUUUGUUUGGGUAAAUCUUAAUCUAGUUUACAUAACAUGGUUUUUUUUUUUUUUUAUUAUUUUCAUUAAUAUAGUUGUUCAAUAUAGGUUCAGUUAAUUGUAUUUGGUAUUGAGCACUUGUGCUCCAUACAUAAGGGCCUGAGGUACAAGACAUGUUAAUACUCAAUACCUACUCAAUAAUAAACUAAAAAAAAAUAAAUACUAUACCAUUAUCUUGUAUUCUGUAUUAAAAAUAAUUGUUGGCCUUUCUUUUCAUUUUCAAUUAGCCAAAAUUAUCUUAAAUGAUUCAUCUGAAUUUAUUCCAUAAACUGUUCUAGCAUUUUUUUUUUUCAAUUUUCCAUUACAAAUUAUCUAGUUAGUUUAGUUCUAUUUAAAAUUAAGUUUUACAUAAAUAUAAUUUAUUAUUGAUUGACAAAUGCUUAUCAUACCUACUCUUAAGUACCUAAUUUUAGAAUUUGUCUUCAUUUAUAAUAUACAAUUUGUAAAUUUGUACCUAAAGGGCUCAGUUAGCGACAUGGGUUUAGAGUAAGAAACAAACAUAUUACUUAUUAUUAAUACAUAUAUUUACAUACCACGCUUUAUGUGAAAAGAUAUUAAUGACACUCACAGAAUUUUUGUUAGAGUAAAGUUAUAUCUACAGAUUAAAAAUAAUUUCACUUAAUAACAUUUCAAGCUCUAACUAUACAUGAUUAUUUUUAUCUAAUUAAUUAAUAUAAUAAUUGCAUCAUUAAGAUUGUAUCAAAGAGAUACAUUCAAUCAGAAUUAUUAUUAUAGAUAUGAUAAAAAGUGGUAAAUAUAAAUAAAUUGCUUUAUAAAAUAUUGGGUAUCAACAUUUUAUUUAAACUUAUUUAAUUAUGAUAUCUUGCUAUUCUUGCAUUCGCUGGUUAUGCCUUGUAAAUUAAUCACCCUCAUAACUAUGCACUGGUAUAAACAUUUCUGAACUUAUCAAACUUUGAACUCUGAAAGAAAAUGCUGGAUGUAAGAUUCAUAAGUAACUUAUUUCUUAGCAAAAUUGAUGCUACUUGUCUAUUAGAUAGAAUCAAAUUUCAUAUACCUAGGAUUGGAUCUCGUAAUAUACAAGUUUUUGAUAUCAGCACUCUCAAAACUAAUUAUCUAUAUAAGACCCUGUAUAAAGAAUCAUGGGUAUAAUUAACUCAGACCCAAGUCUUGUAGAUUUUUAAUCCAACUGAAGUAUAACAAUAACAUGAAUCUUAGGCUUGGACCACAAAUUAUUAUUAUAAUUUUUUUGUUUUUGAUUAAUAAUAAUAUUCAUAUUAACUGUAUUGUUUUACCAUGUUGUACUAUGUCAACUUUUAUUUGCUUUUCCCUUUGUAUAGAUUUGUUUAGGUCUUUAGGAUUUUUAAUUUCAGAUCAAUCUCAAAUAGGGUUUUGUCCAAAAUGAAUAUGCAUUUUUAAGUAGGUACUUGAAAAACUAUUAGAACUGAAAGUAAAUCUAAUCAAUAUUAUAUAGACUAUAACAAAGAAAUGAAAAUAUUGUUCAAUAAUUAAAUGAUAAUGAUAUUGUUUUAAACUCUUGUAUUAUCAUUUAUAUAAACUUUAAAUAGAUUUCAUGGAAACUAUUUAAUAUUUAUGUUUACAUAUAUUCACUAAAAAUGAUAAACUAUCUAUUAUAAUUUGUAUUUUUCAGCCAUCACAAGAAUUGUUGAAGAACCAUUAUGCCGAUCUUUCCAGCAAACCAUUCUUCCCUGGUCUUAUUGAAUACAUGUCAUCUGGACCAGUUGUGCCCAUGGUAAAUUAAACAUAUUUACAUUAUAUUUUGUAUUAUUAUCAGGGUUUGGUAUUUGUAGCUCAGCUCUUUUAAUCAGUAAAAAAGUGCCUAAUAAGCUGAAUAAUCAUUUAUAAGUGCUAAAAAAAUUUAAAACACACCUACCAAAAGUAUAUUAUUAUGUGUGUAUAUAUAUAUAUAUAUAAAAACUGUAAAAAGCCAAAAGAACACUUUCAAAUUUCAUAUUUGAACUCGUAACAUGACAUCAAUUUAAAUAGCACUCUGCUAGAUUUUAUAUCAAAGCAAUAAAAUAAGUAAAUGCUAUUAGUCCCGAACCUAGAUAAUUAUAAUGUACAUAUAUAUAUAAAUUUAUCAAUUAUAAUUGUAGGUUUGGGAAGGAUUAGAUGCAGUGAAAACUGGACGUGUCCUCCUUGGUGCCACUGAUCCGAAAAACUCUAACCCCGGCACAAUUAGAGGAGACUAUUGUAUUCAAGUUGGCCGGUAAAUAUAUAGUAUACACAUUUAGUUUUAUUUGUAAUAAUAUUAGAUUAAUAACUUAAACUAAUUUUUUACUUAUUGUUUUAAUAGUAAUAUCAUUCAUGGGUCCGAUGCUGUAGAGUCAGCAAAUAAAGAAAUUGCUCUGUGGUUUUCUGAAAAAGAAGUAAUUCAAUGGCAACAGAAUAGUUCUUCGUGGUUGUACGAAUAAACUCAAUCAAAACAUGGUAUUUUUAAUAUUUAAGUGAUAAUUGAGCUUAACACAUUUAUUGUGUCUACAUAUUUAAUGGUACAUUUAAAUAAAAACAUUUAUUAUCUUUAUG
This is a messenger RNA of Cinara cedri, 3115 nucleotides long. The record is from the annotation of a GenBank genome assembly. Lineage: Eukaryota; Metazoa; Arthropoda; Insecta; Hemiptera; Aphididae.